Messenger RNA from Torulaspora globosa, 1335 nucleotides. It is a transcript of the gene MET17, whose product is annotated as bifunctional cysteine synthase/O-acetylhomoserine aminocarboxypropyltransferase MET17. Bases 1 to 1335 code for a protein of 444 amino acids. Lineage: Eukaryota; Fungi; Ascomycota; Saccharomycetes; Saccharomycetales; Saccharomycetaceae. Gene Ontology annotation, biological process: transsulfuration. The transcript has a single exon. Gene Ontology annotation, molecular function: pyridoxal phosphate binding; transferase activity, transferring alkyl or aryl (other than methyl) groups. The record is from RefSeq and is a predicted model, not a curated record.
AUGCCUUCGCACUUCGACACAAUUCAAUUGCAUGCUGGCCAAGAAAGUGCCGAUGACAACGCCAACAGACCAAGGGCAGUGCCAAUCUACGCUACCACUUCAUAUGUGUUCAACGAUUCGAAGCACGGUGCGCAGCUGUUUGGUCUAGAGACACCGGGCUACAUCUACUCUCGUAUCAUGAACCCUACCGUUGACGUGCUGGAAAAGAGAAUCGCAGCUUUGGAAGGCGGUGCAGCUGGGCUGGCUGUCGCUUCGGGACAAGCUGCUCAGACGUUGGCGAUCGGUGGGCUGGCCCACACUGGUGACAACAUCGUGUCGACUUCGUACCUAUACGGUGGUACCUACAAUCAGUUCAAAGUCGCAUUCAAGAGGUUGGGGAUUGAAUGCAGAUUUGUCGAGGGUGACAGACCAGAGGACUUCGAGAAGCUGUUUGACGAGAGAACCAAGGCCGUCUUCCUGGAAACCAUUGGUAACCCAAAGUACAACGUCCCAGAUUUCGAUCGUAUCGUGGAAGUGGCUCACAAGCAUGGUAUUCCUGUCGUCGUAGAUAACACUUUUGGUGCUGGUGGCUUCUUUGCACAACCCAUUAAGCACGGUGCUGACAUCAUUACACACUCCGCUACCAAGUGGAUCGGUGGCCACGGUACUACUAUCGGCGGUUUGAUCGUAGAUUCCGGUAAGUUUCCUUGGAAGGACUAUCCAGAGAAGUUCCCACAGUUCUCUACUCCUUCCGAUGGUUAUCACGGUUUGGUGUUCAACGAUGCGUUUGGUCCAUUGGCGUUCAUUGGCCAUGUUAGAACAGAGCUGUUGAGAGAUUUGGGUCCAGCUCUAAACCCGUUCGCUGCUUUCCAACUUCUGCAAGGUGUGGAAACCUUGUCUUUGAGAGCUGAGAGACAUGGUGAAAAUGCUUUGAAACUGGCCAACUGGUUGGAAAACUCUCCAUACGUGUCCUGGGUAUCCUAUCCUGGUUUGGCUUCUCACUCCCAUCACGAGAAUGCUAAGAAGUACUUAACCAAUGGUUUUGGUGGUGUUCUUUCCUUCGGAGCCAAGGAUCUACCAAACGGCGCUGAAGCAGAAUCAGAAGAUCCCUUUAAGGCAGCUGGCGCUAGGGUCGUCGACAGCUUGAAACUGGCUUCCAACCUAGCGAACGUCGGUGAUAGUAAGACUUUGGUCAUCGCUCCAUAUUUCACCACACAUUUGCAAUUGACAGAAGAAGAAAAAUUGAGCUCUGGUGUUACAAAAGAUUUGAUCCGUGUGUCUGUGGGCACUGAGUUCAUCGACGAUAUAAUCAACGACUUCCAGCAGGCUUUUGAGACUGUGUACGGUAAGAAGUAA